Molecule: messenger RNA, 854 nt
Organism: Ananas comosus (pineapple)
Lineage: Eukaryota; Viridiplantae; Streptophyta; Magnoliopsida; Poales; Bromeliaceae
Product: 40S ribosomal protein S15a-5-like
Exons: 3
Coding region: 145-534 (129 amino acids)
Biological process (GO): translation
Cellular component (GO): ribosome; cytosolic small ribosomal subunit
Molecular function (GO): structural constituent of ribosome
Source: RefSeq, a predicted model, not a curated record
UUUUCAAUCGGGGCUAAGACCCUGCCGAGCUAGAUUUGUCCGCAACCGGCGCUGCGAACACUAAAACCCUAACCCUAGAAUCCCUGUUGAUCGUAAACGCGCCCAAUCCCUUGUUAGGGUUUUGGCGAGGACGAAGAGGGAGGGAUGGGGCGGAGGAUCCUGAACGAGGCGCUGAGGAAGAUGGUGAACGCGGAGCGGAGAGGGAAGGCCACCGCCACCCUCAAACCUAUCUCCACCGUCAUCACCUCCUUCCUCCACAUCAUGAAGCAUCGAGGGUAUAUCAAAGAUUUUCAGGUCUUUGAUCCACAAAGAGUGGGGAAAGUUACGGUGGAAUUGCAAGGCAGGAUAAAUGAUUGUCGAGCUCUUACAUACAGACAGGACAUUAAGGCUAAGGAAAUAGAAAACUAUAGAUUGCGAAUGCUCCCAACACAGCAGUGGGGUUAUGUCGUGAUCACAACCCCUAAUGGCGUCUUGGAUCACGAGGAAGCUAUGAAGCAAAACGUUGGUGGCCAAGUUCUCGGUUACUUCCAUUGACAUAGAAAAGAGUUCAUUCCCAUCUUUGACAAUGGCCCUCGGACAGCGUAAAAAAUUGUUGUAACAAGUGCAAGUUUUCUUACGAAAAUUGGUUUCUUUUGUGGUGUUCAGGAAAUAGGGCAAAAUGCGCGGAAGUUAAAGACUACCUACCAAGCCAUUUGCUUGCUCUAGUUGGGCUAAACUUUUUGCUGUAACUCUCCAUAUAUGUUGGUUUCGUCGUUUUCUUUGAAAGUUGUGUUGUUAAAUAAGCAGUAACCCUUUUCUUCACCUUUCGAAGAAAUUAUGCAAUAUAUAUGUUUUUCGAAUGCUGGAUUGAUGUA